AUGUUCCGCGGUCGGCCUCCGCCGCGGGGCUCUCACCGGUUUCCUUUCCAGCCUCGCGGCUCGAGGCCUUACCAACAUCCUCACUCUUCGGCGGGCCAAAGAGACGAGCGAAACCGCGGCGACAGAUCCCCGUACUACUCGGGUUAUCACCCCCGCGGACACCCCGAUUACCGACGCUCUCCCCCGCAUAGAGGCUACUACCGGGGCGGCCAACACCGCGGCGGCGGUCCGCCGAGAGAGAGGUCGCAGUCGCCUCCUCGCCACCGUCUUCCCAUCGACCACAAACUCGUCAUCACGGUGGGCAACGAGCUGACGAGCACCGCGCCGCCGCGUCAGCACGACAGAGACCGAAGUCCGGACCGGAGUCGAGGGCGCAGCAAGAGCCGGGCGAGGAGCAAGAGCCGCCACCGCAGCCGGGGUCGCAGUAAAUCCAGGUCCAGGUCGAGAUCCAGAUCCAGAGGGCGCAGUCGAGGGCGGUCGUCCAACAGGGCGCCCAGCCGGGGCCGCAGUCGCAGUAGAAGGCCCAGCAGCAGCAGCAGUAGUAGUAGCAGCAGCAGCAGCUCGAGCCGCGGAUCUUACGGCAAACUGGAAGAGGUUCGGCGGAGGAAGGAACUGGAAGACAUGUUGUGCCUGCCCACCAAGUCCAUCCUCAAGAAACCUCCCGAAUAUGAGCACACGGUGAGUAUGACUUCCCAAGAAAGGCCACUCAGUCCGGACUCGGGCAUGUCCAACGUGACGGAGGAUCUGCUGCGGGCCGUGAAAGAGAUGGAGCCGGCGGCCGUGGCGUCUGUCUUGAGCGCGCUGCGCUCCGACCCGCAGAUGUCCCAGCGAGCGGACCUCGACGCUGAAAUCAAAGAAAUCCUCGACCUGCUGGAGCGGGGUCAGAAGGCCAAGAGUCUGGCGAAUGACAUUGACGAUGAGGAGAAGUUCCUGUACGGGGACCCGGAAGAACCCUAUGCCUGUGCCCAGCCGGCCCCGAACAACACCUUCGAUCCCUACACCGAAGUGACGGAGGAGCUCCUGUAUGGCGAUCUGGUCACCGGCCCCACGGCGACUUCGGCCCCUGAAGCCAGAGCUCCUGCCGACUGGACCCCUUCCGUCCCCGUCUCGGCGGCUAGCGAAGCCCCGCCAGAGGAGGCCGGCGAACAGCAGUCGCUGGACGACUACCAUAAGCUCCAGAACCUUUUGAAGACCAUCGGCUUGGACCUGGGCGUGACCGAGAUCAACAAACUGGCCGCCAGGACCAAAGAACGCCUGCACGGGAACAAGCCCCCCAAGACGCCCAAGCGGCGCCAGCGCUACUCGUCGGAAAGCUCGGACGACGAGCGCGGGAGGCGGAGCCGAAGCGGCAGCAGCUCCGAGGACGAGAAACGUGUCGGGAAACGUGGCGACGAACGCAGCUGGAGCAAAGACAGCGGGCGCGGGAACGGAGCGCUACAUGCCGAGGCGCCGCAACAGACGCCAGUGCCGGAUGUCCCCCCGCCGGCCGCUGUCCCCCCGCCGGCCGCUGUUCCCCCGCCAGCGGCGGUCCCCACGCACAUCCCACCCUCCUACCCCCCUCCGCACGUGCAAGGCAUCAUGGCACCACCUUACCCUCCGCCCGGAUUCGGUCAGUACGGGAACUACAUGCCGUACCCGCCCCCACAAUGGCCGCCUAUGUACCCGCCUCCCAGCAUGACCGUGCCCCCGCCCGCUCCAACGUACGACCAACCUGGAAACCAGACGCUGCCUGAGCCUCAGCGCGCCGCGCGGUCUUUGGGGCGCAACGAGGAAGAACGCAGAUCUCAAGUGUCAAGUCGGGUUUCGGAGCAGGAGAACAACGAGAGCCAGAAGCGGAAGGUCCUGGAGGAGCGCGAGAACCUGAAGCAGGAACGAGAGCAACGCAUGAAGAAGAAGGAGUACCUCAUCAAGGAACUGGAGCGGCUCCGGAAGCAGCAAGGCGAGCUGCUCAGGAAGAAACGGCGUGAGAAGGACGGUCACAAAGACCCCCUCCUGCAGGAGAUCAGCCGGCUGCAGGAGGACGUGAUGAGCCAGAUCUCGGCCCUGCGCAGGGAGCACGAGGCGGCUGAGGAGAAACGCAAUGAGAUCGAGGCGGUGGCGCUCAUCCUAGGUCUGGAACCCUCGGACCGCCACCGUGCCCCCAAUCAGCAAGAAAAAAACACCAACGCUAAGCCGAGCAAAGUCAAGUCCCGCCCCGAGCGUAGUCCCGAGCGCCAACAGGACCGCGGCGCCAGCAUUGCGCCAAAGGUACAAACCAGCUACGCGGCUUCAUAUGAAGUGGCCGCGCCUCCCGCCGUUCCCCUGACUCCGCCUCCCGAGCCAUUCGAAUACUACGACGCGGGAAACCAUUGGUGCCGGGACUGUAACGUCACCUCGGGGUCCAUGUUUGAUUUUUUUACUCACUUGCACAGCAAAAGCCACAGGAAGACUCUGGACCCUUACGAUCGUCCGUGGGCCUCGUCGACCAAAACGGUGAAGAUGGAGGAGAAGCAAACAAAACCGGCCAAAGGUUCCGAGUUCCUACUUCCCGUGCGAGGAUUUUUCUGUCAGCUGUGCGAAAAGUUCUUCGGAGACGCCAUCUGCGCGGAACAGCAUGUCACCACCCACGCUCACAACGAGAGCUACAAGAAAAAAAUGUACAAGGAUCCGCUUUACGAGCAGAGGAGAAACCUGGACCGCCAAGCCGGGCUGUCCUCCACCUCGUCCGGGAAAAAACGUAAACACGAGGAAGACAAGUCUGAGAAAAGCAAAACCAAAAAGGAGAGAAAAGAAGAAAAGGAGUUGGAGGACACUUCGUCCAAAUCCGUCAAGGAGGAAGACCGACCAUUGAAAACCUUGAAGAAAGAGGAGGAGCCGAAGACUAAAACCCAACCUUUUCACGCCAGGGAUGUUGAGGACAGGUCAAAACCAAAGAAGAAGAGCGACAAGUACCACUGGUUCGCAGAAGAAGAAGAGCGUCACAAUCCCAGGAGAGACGAAGACGAGCGAUACAAACACGGUCAAGAAGGACGGAAUUAUCGACAUCACCGACAGGCAGAGGACCAGGAGCAUCACGAGCGCCGUUCCCGACACAAAUCGGACAAAUACGAGCACGAACGGGAAGACUCGCAGGACAAGGACAGGCUGGGGGGAGUGAGGCAACUGCAGGGUGUGGCCAAGCCCUACGACCCACCAAAAAUCAUCUGCGGUCCUAGUCCCGCCAUGCGAGCCAAGCUCCUCAAACAGAGCCCAGACGCCGCCAAGCAAACACCGACUUUUGGGAAGUUCACCUGGAAGAAACGGGAAACUAAGCUAGCUAAAGAAGCUCAGAAAGCCGCAGCCGAGUUCAUCAAGGACGAAGAAACAGUCACCGAAGAAACCUAUGAGGACUCGUUCGCCAAGUCCAUGGCGUUCGCUAAAGAGAUUGCGCUGAAGCUAGCAGCUGGCUGCAAACAAGCCAAGCCGCAGACCAACUUUGCGGUCCCUGCUGCUGUAGCGAAGCAACCUCAGGUGGUCAGGAAAACCGGACACCUGAACUCUGGUCCGCUUCAGGACUCAGCUACGCUAAUGCCGCCACCUGACAACCUACCCAUUUUCGGUCCUGUCAAGAAGUGCUACCCUUACAUCAAGUCCAGCCCUGUCCAGUCCUACCCUUACAACACGUCCAGCCCUGUCCAGUCCUACCCUUACAACCCUGUCCAGUCCUACCCUUACACCAAGUCCAGCCCUGUCCAGUCCUUCCCUUACACCAAGUCCAGCCCUUUCCAGUCCUACCUUUACAGCAGCUCCAGCGCUGCUAACACAACCACUGUCAAAUCAUCUCUACCGUUCCGUUCCGCCCCAUCAGGCGUAAGUUCACCUCCCCCUGUGUCGGCGACUCCGCCAGUGGAGUUCAGUCCAGCUAUGCCGCCGCCCAAGAUCAUGGUUAAUCCGGCUCCUGAAGUAUCGCAACCCGACCGGUCAGAAGAACCGGAGGACAUGGAGCCAGACGUGGCAGCUCCAGGGGUUCCCGAGAGUGAGCAAACCCAUGCGGUGUUUGUUAAACCUCCGCCUGUCUUCAGUAUGGUGGAUGGAGGUCUUAAGUCUGACAAGCCGAAAACUAACCUGGCUGCGGCCAAAGCCCAGGACUUGUUUGGUAUCUUCUACAGUUCUAAAAAUAAGCCAGGACCCAUGUCCUUGGCAAGGCCAAUAACAACAGAUUUAAGUGUCACCCUAAGAAGUCCAACUGUAACUCGACCAGUUACACACCCUUUAAAUUCAUCUCCUGCACUAGAACCUACCUUAGUGCAGAAACCCCAACCUUCAAAUGCAUCUCCUGAGCCAGAAUCUGGUCUAGCGCAGAAAUCCCAACCUUCAGAUGUACCUCCUAAGCCAGAUCCAGUUCUAGCACAAAACCCUCAAUCUUCGAAUGGAUCCCCUGAGCCAGAACCUGGUCUAGCGCAGAAAUCUCAAACUUCAAAUGUACUUUCCAAGCCAGAUCCUGCUCUAGGUCUAGCGCAGAAAUCCCAACUUUCAGAUGUUCCUCCUAAGCCAGAUCCUGUUCUAGCGCGGAGCCCUGAAUCUUCAAAUGGAUCCCCUAAGCCAGAACCUGUUUUGGCGCAGAAACCCCAAUCAUCAAAUGUGUCUCCUGAACCAGAUCCUGGUCUAGCACAGAAUCCACAACCUUCAAAUGCAUCCCCCAGGCAAGAUCAUGGCCUAGUGCAGGACCCCCAGCCUUCAAAUUCAUCUGAGUCAGAUCUUGGACUACUGCAAACCCCUCAACCUUCAAAUGUAUCUCUUGGGUCAGAACCCAGUCUAGCUCUGAAACCCCGUCUUUCAAAUUUAACUCCUGAGUCAGAUCUUGAAUUACUGCAAACCCCUCAACCUUCAAAUCUAUCUCCUGAGCCGGAUGCUGGUCUCACGCUGAACCCCGAACCUUUGAAUGUAUCAUUUGAGCUAGAACCCAGACUAGGGCAGAACCUACAACCUUCAAUCCUAUGUCCUGAGUUGGAUGCUAGUCUCACGCUGAACCCCGAACCUUCAAAUGUAUCUUUUGAGCUAGAACCCGGACUAGGGCAGAACUUAGAACCUUCAAUCCUAUCUCCCGAGCUGGAUAGUGGUCUCACGCUUAACCCCGAACCUUCAAAUGUAUCUUUUGAGCUAGAACUCGGACUAGGGCAGAACCUAGAACCUCCAAUUUUAUUUCCUGAGCCUGAUCCCGUAUUGGCGCAAAACCCCGAACCGGAACCAGAGUUCCAUCUUCAAAUUGAAUCAGUUUGGUCAAUUCAAGGCAGCCCCGAACGGGCACUCGAAGGCGUUCCAGUCAACAGUUUUGUCGCAAGUCCUCGACAGGAGCUUCCUGAAAUCACGCCCACACAGCCGGAGGUCAAAUCGUGCGAACCCGGACCAUGUGAUGAAACGCCCAUCCAGGAAACUCCUCCACCGGCUAAAUCCAGUCCUGGUCCUCGGACCCGAGGUAAAAAUGCUAAAAAGAGACCUCCUCCCGCCUCUCGCCCCGUCCGACAAACCCGAUCGCAAACUAGAUCGCAGACCCGGCUCCAGACGACUCCAGAAGACUCCGGGAAACCCUCGGAGACUCACGAGGAUGCCCACCAAGGUCUCUCGGAAACAAAGCUUUCCGAGUCUCUUGGGGACACAGAGUUGAAGCCCACGGACUCUCUUGGGGAAGUCCAGACGUUUCUCCCAGACACUCUGGGGGACUUCGAGAUGAAGCUUCCGGACUCUUUAGGGUACGAUGACUCAAACGACCGCUCGAGAUCUCCUCAACGUGAUGGGACGACACGAUUAACUGACGAACCGGCGCCCGAUCUGAACCUCGAGUAG
Molecule: messenger RNA, 5802 nt
Organism: Nerophis lumbriciformis (worm pipefish)
Lineage: Eukaryota; Metazoa; Chordata; Actinopteri; Syngnathiformes; Syngnathidae
Source: RefSeq, a predicted model, not a curated record